This is a messenger RNA of Rhipicephalus sanguineus (brown dog tick), 870 nucleotides long. RefSeq lists its product as uncharacterized. The transcript has 3 exons. Lineage: Eukaryota; Metazoa; Arthropoda; Arachnida; Ixodida; Ixodidae. The coding region runs from base 149 to 598 and encodes 149 amino acids. The record is from RefSeq and is a predicted model, not a curated record.
UGCGAACGCUUUCAUAGACACCAUCUUAAAGGAAAAGGUGCCGUUGCUCGUGAAGGAAUUACCGCAGCUUUACCCCUACGCGACCAUAGAAGACUUCUCGUUCAAGGUGCCUAAGAACUGGUUUACGAACCGCGACCUCACGGUGAAAAUGACACGUGGCGAGAUCCGAGGCCUGGAGACCUCUCUGCAGCGACUGGGAGACUGCGAGGAGCCAUUCCUCCAUGACCGGCAGACCGUCAUCGUCUGCAACCUUACUAUGCAGGGAGUUGAUGUUACCUUCGCUUCGCUGGCAAACGGGGAUUCGCUUUUCGCUGGUUGGAAGACCAUCUGGGUGAACGUAGCUGUGACGGACGGCUUAACUCGGAUCGAAGCCAAGGUUCCUGUCGGUCAGAGCGGCGGAACUCUUCGCGCGGAGAUUAACAGGGACUUACAGCUCGACGUCACCUACGACAGCAACCUGAGCCUCAACAAGGGCCGCAGCGAUAAGUUCAAGGAAGAAAUCACGGCUAAAGUCAAGAAAGAGCUAUACCCCUUGUAUUCAGAAUACGUGUCGCUUCUCCGCCGCGCUGUAAGCUUGUCCACGUUCCCGAGGGCCUAAUCGCACCAGAGUGACCUUGAUUCUUUGUUGCCAAUGAGCACGCAGUCUUUCUUUCUUCAGCGUAGGCGCGCUGCUUUAGUCUCAUAAUCAACACGUUCAGCUUUUUGCGCGAGCACUAUUAGUAUCAUGUGUACCACUGUCUAGAUUAUGAAAAGAUAUUGCGGCCGGUUUAUGGCCUGUCUCAAAAAAAAAAAAAAGUUUGCGGCGUCCUAAUUGCAAGCUUACCUUGUUGCGCGUGCUAGCAAAGGCGAUGCACAAUAAAGAAACUGCAC